This is a messenger RNA of Ceratosolen solmsi marchali, 2530 nucleotides long. RefSeq names its product glycerophosphate oxidase 1 (gene Gpo1). Gene Ontology annotation, molecular function: calcium ion binding; glycerol-3-phosphate dehydrogenase (quinone) activity. The coding region runs from base 35 to 2290 and encodes 751 amino acids. The record is from RefSeq and is a predicted model, not a curated record. Gene Ontology annotation, cellular component: mitochondrion. NCBI's taxonomy places the organism in Eukaryota, Metazoa, Arthropoda, Insecta, Hymenoptera, Agaonidae. The transcript has 12 exons. Gene Ontology annotation, biological process: glycerol-3-phosphate metabolic process.
UCAAUAACUUUUGAGCAAUUAAUUAGUGCUUAAAAUGACAACUCGAAGACUUCUAGCAGCUAGUGUGAGCGCCAUUGGAACUGGGACUUUAACAUAUUAUUUGCUUACACCUAAUAAUACCGUAAAAGCAAAGAGAGCGUGUGCACCAAAAAAGCCUUUACCGACUCGAGAAGAACAAAUUAGCAAACUUAAAAAAUCAGAAACUUACGAUAUUCUUGUAAUUGGAGGAGGUGCUACUGGAGCAGGAUGUGCACUCGAUGCCACAACACGAGGUCUUAAAACCGCGCUAAUAGAAGGCGAUGACUUUGCCUCGGGCACAUCAUCGAGAAGUACGAAGCUAAUCCAUGGUGGUGUACGAUAUUUACAAACGGCAAUUAUGCGACUGGACAUCGAACAAUACAGAAUGGUUAAAGAAGCGCUUAAUGAACGAGCUUCGAUGAUUCGUAAUGCUCCUCAUUUAGCGCAUCCAUUGCCCAUUAUGCUUCCAGUUUAUACAUGGUGGCAAAUACCUUACUACUGGGUCGGCAUAAAAAUGUACGAUAUCGUAGCUGGAAACAAAACUAUCAAAUCGUCCUAUUACCUUAGCAAAAAAAAUGCACUGGAAUUAUUUCCAAUGUUGAAGGGUCAUAAAUUAACGGGAGCAAUUGUUUAUUACGAUGGCCAACAAGACGACGCUAGAAUGAAUUUAGCGAUAGCCCUGACCGCAUCGAGACAUGGCGCAACAGUUGUGAACCACGUCACUGUCAUUAAUCUUCUAAAAGACAUAGACGGCGCUGGCAAGCGUGUUAUUACCGGAGCACGAGUGCGCGACGAAUUGACUGGCGAAGAAUGGGAUGUCAAAGCAAAAGCGGUUAUUAAUGCGACUGGACCGUUUACCGACAGUAUUCGAAAGAUGGAUGACGAAUGUGUUAAUGAAAUCUGUGCUCCCUCGUCUGGGGUGCACAUUGUUCUUCCUGGUUAUUAUAGCCCCGACCAGAUGGGACUUCUCGAUCCACAAACGAGUGACGGUCGCGUUAUUUUCUUCCUGCCUUGGCAGAAACAUACGAUCGCCGGUACUACGGAUUUGCCAUGUGACGUGACACACAAUCCUAAACCGACCGAAGACGAGAUCAUGUUCAUUCUCCAAGAGGUAAAAAACUACCUAAAUCCAGAUGUCGAAGUGCGCCGAGGUGACGUACUGUCAGCUUGGAGUGGCAUCAGACCUUUGGUAUCCGAUCCCAACAAACCCAAUACACAUUCUUUAGCACGUAAUCAUGUCGUUCAUGUGAGCCCCUCAAAUCUCAUAACGAUUGCUGGUGGAAAGUGGACAACAUAUAGAUGGAUGGCCGAAGAAACGAUUAACACUGCCAUCAAAGCUUGUAAUUUAGAACCGACGCGAUUAUGUCAGACCGAGGAUCUUUACUUGGAAGGAGCUCAUGGAUUUACACCUACAAUGUACAUUCGAUUGGUCCAGGAUUUUGGACUCGAAUGCGAAGUGGCCCAGCAUUUAGCCAACAGUUACGGUGAUCGCGCUUUUGCCGUUGCGAAAAUGGCUGCGCUUACCGGCAAACGAUGGCCCAUUAUUGGAAAAAAAUUACAUCCUGAAUUCCCAUACAUCGAUGCAGAAGUUCGUUACGGCUGUCGAGAGUAUGCAAGAACAGCAAUCGACAUGAUCGCCCGACGGUUUCGUUUAGCCUUUUUGAAUGUCCAGGCCGCGCAAGAAGCACUGCCAAAUAUCAUUGACAUUAUGGCUGAAGAAUUAAACUGGAGCGAAGAAGAAAAGCAGAAGCAACAAAUCGAGGCCAGUGAAUUUAUAGCUAAUGAGAUGGGACAAAUAGUGAAUAGGACGUCUCGUGAUAAAAUUCCGAUUAAUCUUACGAAAGACGAGAUUCAAUUAUACAUCAAACGUUUCAAAAUAAUUGACAAAGAUCACAAAGGAUAUGUUUCUAUAAAUGAUAUUAGACGGGGCCUUAAGGGUCUUGGCAUUAAAUUAGACGAAUCUGAGAUGCAUUUAUUACUGAAUGAAAUUGAUCUUAGUUACAAUGGACAACUGGAGCUUCAAGAUUAUCUACAGCUGUUUGGUGACAAGGCUGUAGGAGGCGAAGAACUUCAUGAAAUUCUAAGAGAAAUCGAUGCUAACAUGAACGGUCAAGUUGAACUGGAUGAGUACCUUCAGAUGAUGUCCGCAAUUAAAUCUGGCCAUGUAGCCUAUUCAAGAUUUGCACGGAUGGCAGAAAUGGAAGAAGCCCAGCAUGAGAAGGAUUCGUUGAAGAAGAAAAUCAGCGUGGAAAGAUCGGGUGGUGGACUGUAAAGAAGGAAUUAAUAUCACGAUGAAUAGAAAAUUGCAUUCUUAUCAUAUUAUAUAAUACAUUAUCUACCUCUUUCUAUUGUUUUGUCUCUUCUCUGUAUCGUCAACUGACACUGAACAUUAUUUAUUAACUAGAAAAUUAAUUUUUCUUCAUCGUGCAGGACACGAUAUUACCUAAAGUUAUAGGUUCAAAAAAAUGUAUCAUUACUGGAAUUUUAAAUAAUUCUACUAAAAAACAAAACA